CUGACCGCGGUGACCUCGGGCCGGCCGAGCCUCUGCGGAGGAGAGACCUUGGCUUAGGACUGUCCUUGGUCUGCGUUGUUGGGAGCAAGUCAGGAAGGGCCUUGUCCGACUUUGUAGGCCUGUCAGCGAUGUGGUUUUUGGUCCUGGCGUUUUUCGGAGAGGUGUGGGGCUGAAUGUGGUGCGGUGAUGCUGGUUACGGAAUACAAAAGCGUCGCAAAUCAUUGCUCCUGGGAGGAGUGUUGAUUUUACGUGUGGAUCGUGAGUCACCGCUGGCAGGAUUGGAGUUCUUGGGUUGUUUUGAGGGUGUGUGUGUGUGUGUGUGUGUGUGUGGAGAGGCUGUUGGGGUGGUGUACCCGGUUCAAGACCUGGGAUGAGGUGUGUGACAGAACUCGUUCGCUCUCUGGUUUAGGUAGACUGGCCCAGCCUGAUGGUUGGGUCUUGGCCAGUUACCUCACUUAGAAAGGUGUGACCCGAGAGGACAGCCCCUGUAUUGGGUGCCUGCAGAGAGGCAAAUCUCUGUGUCUGUUUGCUGGGAUCCAUGAUAGCAGUGUUUGAGGCAUGGCUGUUAACUUGGGCAGAAUCGUCCUCUGCACUUUCUACUUAGCUCCCGGUGAAACUUACAAAAUUGUGUUAUCAAUAGUUUUCCUUAUUGAGUGACAAUACUAGGAUGGCGGUGUCAUGUGGAGGGAGGGACAUUUUUUGCAAUCCUUGCUGCUCAAUGUUUAGGGUUAGGCCCUUUCUAAACAUAAUUACCAUUUGUCUCUGAUAGGUGGGUGACAAUCAAGUAAAAUGUACCAGCGCACCGUGCACGUUAAUUUUUUUUUUUUCUCCUUACUUAUCAGGAAGGACACAGAGAAAAUGUACAUUGGGAACUGGGCUGAAUCAGGAAGUCAGGAAACUGGGAGGAGUCUUCUCAGGAAACACUGUGCUUGCAAUGGUAGAAUUUUGUGAUGGUGGAGAUAUUUGAAGGUUAUCAGCUUCAAAUAAAGUGCUUUUUUAGUGUAACCAUUUUCAUAGCCACCUAUGUGGUUUUGGUUAUCAUUCCUUACCUUUAUCAAUGACCAAUGGAAUUGUUCUGAUAGGUAUAAAUGGUGUUGAGGGGGCAGUGUAUGGCUGUGGUACUGAUUAAGUUGGUAGGUAAAUGAACUGAGCACUGUGCUCUUGGUCAAAGCAGCACUGUAUGCUCACUUAUCAUAUACUUAUCUUCCUCCUUAUUUCACAUAGAAGUCCUGCAUCCUCUCCUUUUUUCUUACAUUCUCUCUAACUUUGAAAAUUAAUGUGAAAUACUCAUCUUUCCAUAGAAAGUGAGGAGUUGAAAUUAUAUGGGCAAAAUGGUAGUUAUUACAUUGAUAGAAAUCCUGAUGUGUGAAGUGACUUGCUAGGUUACUAGUAUUACCUAGAUCCCUCACCUAUUCUGAAAAAUGACCAAUUGCCAUCCAGCCUCAGAUAUGUCAGUAGGACACAAAAGCAAUUGUCCAAUGUAAAUUUACUACUGAAUCUUUGCUAAAAAGCAUAAGGAUAGUUAUGACUCAUUUGGUUUAAUCAUGUGUCUUUGGAUCUUCAUCUCUUUUUCUGUUAUAUGGACAAAUUCCUAGAUCACCCCUUAGCCUUUGUAUAGAACUUUCAAUAGGGAAAGACCAAAAAGUAUGUGUGUAUAAUCAGAUAUACCUCUCACAGUAAUUGAAAGACAGAUAUUCAGUGCUUUGCCUAAACAAUUAGAAAAACGUGAUUGAGAUAUUUUCCAGUCCUAGAUGUUUCUGUCAUGUGAGGACAGAUCAUCUGUGACUGAACAUCAUCUUUUUUACUGUUGUCCUUAUGAGUUAUGCAUCUCCUGCACAGUAUGAUUCAGCAGUGCUGUUUUGCACAAGGUCGAAAGAAAUUAGGAAUUAUAACAGAAGUACAGAAUAGAGGCAGCGUUUGGAUAUUGGAUGAUCUUUUCUAGUAUUUUCCUUCAUGUCCUUCUUCAUAGUUUCUGAUGAAGAACAAUCAAUAGUUUAUGUUCCAGGAAUUUCUACAGAAGAAAGUACGAAAUCAAGACACAAGUUAAGUCCAAAAGCUGAUGUUAAACUUAAGACUUCCAGGGUUACUGCUGCUUCAGUCUCCAUGGAGUCUUUAAAAGGUGCAGGAGAUUCAGUAGAUGACCAGAAUUUCUGCAGAGGAGGAAUAAAGAGUGCAUCAUUGAAGGAUUUAUGUCUGGAAGACAAAAGACGCAUUGCAAAUUUAAUUAAAGAACUGGCCAGAGUAAGUGAGGAAAAGGAAGUGACAGAAGAACGAUUCCGAGCUGAGCAGGAAUCAUUUGAGAAGAAGAUCAGGCAUUUGGAAGAACAGAAUGAACUGAUCAUCAAAGAAAGGGAAGCUCUUCAGCUACAGUAUAGAGAAUGCCAAGAACUUCUAAGUCUCUAUCAGAAAUAUCUAUCAGAACAGCAAGAGAAACUCACCAUAUCUCUCUCAGAACUUGGUGCUGCUAGAAUGCAAGAACAACAGGAACUCAAAGUAAAAUGCAUGACUUCUUCAGAGGACAGACGAAUUCCUUAUUGUUUGGAAAGAAGCUGGGUGAUGGUAUCCAAUAGGAAAAGCACUCUUCAGUCCUCAGCUAUGGAACUGGAUGGUUCCUACUUGAGUGUAGCCAAAUCACAAACCUGUUAUCAAAACAAGGAGAAGCCUAGGUCUGCAAACCAGGACUCAGCUUCAGAAUCCCUUGUGGAGUUCAAGAAUAAUUCUUUGAAACCAGCAGACUUUCAUUAUUCCAAAGAGGAUCUAGACAGGAUGCCAUCAGAGACCAGAACAUGUGAUUAUGGAUCCCCAGGGAGAAGAUUAGUAGAUGCGGUCCCUAUAGAGAAGGCUCCACCAGUGGAACUAAAGAUGAAAGAAUGCCACACCCUGAAGCCUACUCCAUCCAGUCAGUGUUGUGGUCAUAGACUUUCUGAAAAUGCAGAUCCUGUUCAUGAAAGCCAUCCUACACGCAUGGCCCCUCAAUAUUCCAGAACACAUCUGGAAUCAUGCAGUUAUUGUGGGCUUUCCUGGGAUUCCCUGAUGCAUGGUCAAGGGACACAGAAGUCUAGUGAAACCGAUAUCAAAAAGCAACUCUCAGAAAACAGAAGGCAGCAACUUAUGCUUCAGAAAAUGGAGCUGGAAAUUGAAAAAGAGCGCCUUCAGCAUCUGCUGACCCAGCAGGAGACAAAGCUUCUCCUAAAACAGCAGCAGCUUCAUCAGUCUCGACUGGAUUACGAUUGGUUAAGAACUCAAGCUGCAUUUAAAUCAAGAGAACUCCUUGCUGCUAAAGAGUUUACUAAACCCCAGGAACUCAAUCUGGAUAUGAAUGGGGAUGACUCUGGACCAAGUUUAUUGAAGUCAAAAUGUGAUGGCUGGCUGCUGGGACCAUCAUCAUCCAUCAAAAAAUACCAAGAGUCCACAAGCAGUGUUGAGAAUAGAAGGGAAAAGAAGACAGUUGGGUUUCAACCACAUACAGAAGAUGAUACAGACAUGAUAUGGACAUGUCAAAAGAAAGAUACAUAUCAACCCCUAAGAGGAACAGGGGCAGGAGUUAGAAAAGAUGCUUCCACAUCUCCUAUGACAAAAGGAAGCCAAAAGGAGCUUGCAAUCACAACCACAUCGGCACUGCAGCUUGACACUUCCCGGUAUGAAACAUCUCUAUUGGAUUUGGUUCAAUCUCUGAGUCCAAAGUCUGCUCCCAAACCUCAGCCCCAUCCCUCCAGAGAAGCUGGGGCCUGGAAUCACAGUACUCGCCGACUCAGUCCUCGAAAAUCAACAUGGAACAAGAUGGGGGCAGGCAGGACCCCUGAAGACCUGGAGGAGAAUCAAAUUCUGGAAGAUAUCUUUUUCAUUUGACGUUGAAACACACGCUACAGGAUUCCCAUACGACAUGUGUGGGCUUCUUUAUAUACUGAUCUAGGAUUUUAAAUUAUUUUAUUGCAAAGUAACCGUGUCUCUCCUUUCACAAUGGCCUCUCUCACUAACAUCCUGUUAUGUGUUGAACUAAUCAUGCUACAAACCCAGGGUGGUUUUGAUCAUACCAAUCAGUAGGUAACAUAUUAAGGGGGCAUGGGAGUGGAGGGCCAUAUCUUUCCCGUGCCAAGCAGAGAUUAGAAAAUUAACAUGGAAUACCUUCUACAUGCAAAGCCCUUUGCAUAUUCAGCCUCAUUUCCACUGUUUCCUUCGCAAUGCCUUAUUGGAAAACGUUGGCUUUCUUUUGUACACAAGGAAAACCUUUUCAUGGAAAGAUCCCUCUGAUUGAAAUGGAGCCCUUUUGUAGCAUAAGCAGUUUCAGAAAGAAAGAACCUUUACCUCUCUAGCUCUCCUUCACCUCUGUAUACGGGUAGUCAUUUAAUUCUGAAGUUGGGCUUAGUGCCCCUCCCCGUUGCUUGUGACGUCACCAGGACCAGUCUUGAGUCCCUUCCAGGAGUCAUCAGCCCUUAACCACAGGGCACAGUGGGCCGGAGGGAGGGACCCAACCAACCCUUGGAAACCAGCAUUAAGUAACACACCUGGAACAACUGCCCUCUGGAAAUAAAAUGGAGGCACAGGCCUGACAUGCUUUUCCUGCCAUCCACUCAUUUCCCAGAAUAAAUAAGAGCAAUAACUCAGUACUUUAUAUUGACUCAAGUGUCUAUAUUUGUGAGCUGUUCAUGGCUGUGUCUGGGGAAGAUGCCACUAGAGAGAAAGGAGCAUCAGCUGCCACAGGCUGAUCGGCUUUCCCUGGUCAUCCCUCUUACGUCUUGAGGAUCAAAGGCCCAAGGUUGACCAGGCCUUUUAUGUGCUCUGCUCUGUGUUACUGUCCCAUGACCCCAAAGAGCCCUCUCUACUUGUCAGAUUUUCCUCCGCCCCUCCAAGCAGCAUCUACCAAUCUUUCCCACUGGGCCUCCAUUUAACCCAGAGAAAGCUUGUGGAAGAAGUACACUUGAGACCUCAUUCUCUAUUCUCCUAUUUGGCAGAGCUCUUGAGAUGGGUCCUUCAGCUUACAGGGGCUUUAGUGGGCUCUUGUGCUAAUGGGUAGCAUGAUGAGCCUGCUAGAGCCAGUGAGUUGACAACUUCCCAGUCAUUGGAAGCAAGGGAGAUGUGUCCUCAGAAGUGAGUAGUGGAUGACUUUAUUUCAUCUGGAGGGUAUCGCUUUCUUUCUCUCUCCCUUCCACCCAACUCCAGACUUGAAGUGGGACCAAAAGUCUUUAUCAGUGAGCAUUGGUAGCCACAGUCAGACCACCCAGGGUAAACUGCUGUUGGUGAGCCUGCAUAGCUUCCCUGAAUUCUUUAUCAAAACUAGAUUAUGUCAGCCUACAAAAGCCUUGUUAAAUAGAUUCUUUAUCUAGAUAGAUCUAAAUCUCAUUGUCUCUUCUGGCUGAGGCCCUGUCACCUCUACUUAGCCUUCCCUCCCUUUGAUCUUCUUGCUGUUUGGGGAAGAGAAAAAUGAGAUCUACCAACACCAGUCCUUAAUCUGAGGUCAAGAUUAACAAAUUUUAGGCAUUCAAUUACAAAGUUGAAAAAACACUGCAGAUUAUAGUGUCCUUUUAAAGUUCACCUCAUGACAGGAACUGAGUCAAUUUCAUCCCAUUUCAGAAAGCAUUUGGAAAAUUGAGUUUCCUUUUGGUAUAGCAAAAUAGGGAGCAAAAAACUGAGAGCCCUUAGCCAUUUUCUCAAUUAAAUUUAGAUUUCCAGAACUCUCUCUUCCUUGCCCCAUAAGUGUCAAGAGCACCGUAAGUACAUCCAUCUCCCUUGGAUCAGCCAUAACUACACUCCCUCAUUUGGAGACCAGUGUCUUUACAGCUUUCUAGAAUAAGAGGAUGCCAGAAAGACCAAGAAAAGGAUUAUUUCUUUAAGAAGCUUGUUGCCUUUAGAAGAAUCAUAAAUGAGAGAUAUAAGCUAAGGGCUUUUGGCUGGGGGCAGGAGUGGUCACGUGCCACAGAUUGGAGUUUAACUGCUUCUUUACCUCCCCCUGCAUGAGCAUUUUGGAAGAGCAAAGAUGGAUGUUCAGCAGAGCAUCAAUCAACUUAUUUUUUAUAUGCUACAUUCCCCCACCAGUUGCCUUUAUCCUGUAGGCACUUCCUGUGUGUCAGGACAAUGGGAUGUGAAUAUGUGCCUAAUCCAUUGGCUUCCUUGUGAAUUGAACAGCGUAUGUUAGCAUCUUCAUCUGUCUGACUUUGAGAUAUGUAUAUGUAUAUAUAUGAGAAGUUUGUUGUAGAGCCUGUAAGUUUGGCCUAAUUGCAGAUUUCCUACAGAGAGAGGGCCUGACACAGAGGAGUCUGCUUUCUUACUGGUAAAGUGCUCCCAGCAGUGACUGGAUGCCUCCAGCUGCUUCCUCAGAGCAAGACUAGACACAUACUAGGGGUAUUGCAGAUAAUGCCACAACAUCGCCCACCCUGCUGCCCAUCACUCUGUGAGAGAGAAACCAAUCAAUGUUUGCACCAUGGGACUGGACAAAGUAUGUCCAUUCAAGCUCCUACAGGGGCACAACAUGCUUGAUUUAGGAAACUAAGGUCAAUCAAGGAAAAGCUUUUGCUGACAAGUCAUCCUUCCUGGAGGCACACUAGAGUUCUUCCAAAGCUGACCCCCAUUGUGAGGACUUAUCUAAAAAAUCCCCAAUGUCCUGGGGAAGGGAGGAGCUCUCUCCUCAGUCAGAGCCUCCCUUUCCACCCGGCCCUGCUCCCAGCACCACGGCCAGAGACUCUGGGAAGGGAUAGGCCUAAAGGAGCCCAGCUAGAUGAAGUCUGCCAUCACUAGUGAGGUGGACGGAGGUUUUGGCAGACCCCUCCCAGCUCAGGCUUUAUCCUCACUUCAGAGAGUAUUGUUUAUAUACAUAUGAGAUUUUAAGUUAAUAAAUUAUCUCCAUGGCUAUUUUCCCCAUGUGGUUUUGAUAUCAAAUGGUCCCUUCAACACCCCUCAUCAGAUCGGCAGAGGUCCAAAGCAAGAGCAACACUCCAGGUUAUCAAAAUGUUAUUCUUUUCAGUAUGUGUUAAAACAGCAGGAGCUUGGGUCAACCAAAAGAAAGGAAACGAUUUGUCACAUCCUGAUAGGUUUUCCUGGUUGACUCCCACUCGCUCCCAUCAUGUGGACACCAAGCCGCCUCUUGGUUGUGUGGUUGCUGGAAUGGAGCUUUCAAUCUGUGUGCACCUCUGAGUCCCUUCCAUUUGCCUGUCCCCCAAACUACUCAGCAAGGAAAAACUAUCACAGCACUUCGAGGCAGGAAAAAUGGCCCUAUCUAGUUGACUUUAGGUGCUAAGAGAUGUUAGGCGAGGGCAUGUGUGCCGGAAAUGCCCAGUUUGGGGAUCAUACGAGUGGAUUCAAUUAAUGGCCAGAGACCCUAUCCUGCCUCUUGUUCCCCAGGUCAACCUGGCACCUCCACCUGACCAAGGAGACUGCAAAUGCCCCUCAGGUGGAGGUGGCGAGAACACAAUUGUCAGUCAGCUCCAAGCCCUCUGUGCCAUCUUAUUCAAUGCUUAUGAAAGUCAUACUUUUAAGAAAUCAUUUGUAUAUGUGUUUCUUGUAAGCCACCUGUAGUCCUUUAUGGAAUGAGGACAAGGGUAUGUCUGUGCACACCUAAGGUUCUCAAAGUGUUACCUUGUGCACCAAUAAAGAAAAUGAGGCAUAACAAGCCCUAACUAAGGUCAUCAGCUAGUAAAGAAUAGAAUUCCAACUUGGAAUCUGGGGUUGGGAGAGUCAUUAUUCCCUUCUUCCCGUCUCCUCCUUCCUGUCAAACUCACAAGUAAUGGCAGGUCCACCUCCUAUUUCUUAACACACCCCCUUACCUCUAUCUCUGCUGGUACUUCUCUAGCACAACAGUCUCUGCAUUUGUCUUCCUACCAGAUGGCCUUGAACAAGUGACUUUACCCUUUGCCUCACUCUUAUCUGUAAAUGGAGAUCAUAACAGAACCUACCUCAAGGGGUUAUUGGGGGGCGCAGUGAGCUAAUGCAUGUCGAGUGCUCAGCACAAAUAAAUAAGUACUCAUAAGGUUACCUGUUACUGUCCUCCAGGAAGCUACCAGGUCAUCUUGCCAUGUCGCAUCCUGGCUUAAAAGUGUUGGAUAGUCCCAGUACUUAGUUUCCUGUUGUGUUUAAGAGAGAGCUUGACCUUCUGAGCAUAAUGCAUGAGGAUCUUCAUGAUUUGGGUCUGCACUGCACAGCUCUGGCCCCACUGUUUUUUUCUCUUGACUUCUGUGCUCCAACCACUAUGAACUUCCAUAGUUCCUGAAGGCACUAUGAUAUCCUUCUCCUGACCUUGUGAGCUUUCUUAGUCCUUUGUAUGUCCCUUAUCACAACACUUGCUAUGCUAGAAAUGCCUGUUUAUCUGAUUCCUCCUUCAGCCUUACUACUUGUGAGUUGUACACAUUUAGACACGUUAUACUUUAUACAUUUAAACUGUGUUGUAAAGUUAAGCUUCAUAAAUUAUAACUCUAAGCCUCGGUUAUGAUCAUUUAUAAAAUUACUUGCAAAAAGGGGAUGGUAAUUCCUACCUUACAAGUUGAUGCCUGGAUCACUGGCCCAGAGGCCCAGAGGAAAGCCAGAAUGAUAAGGCAAAACUUGUUCCUGCAAGUCAGCCUAGGCAGGGUGUCCAGCAGAGCCAGAGGGGGCUGCGUGGAAGGUGGAGGGACCAGAAGACCCAGGAGUAAAGAACAUUGUUGGGGUUUGUGAGAGAAGAGGAGAUGUCUGGCUGGAAGACCAGGGCCCAGACAGGGCAUGGGCACCAGCUUCGCCCUCCCCUUCCACUGCUCUCCAGAGCUGGGUGGCCUUGGCGGGCACCUCACUGGCACCACUGCACAGACAGGCCCUGGCCUGACCACUGCCAGGCUGUCCAGGGUCCACUGUCCUCUUGUGCUGCCCUUAUAAGCUGGGAUGUCCCCACUCUUUGUCCUUCUCUUCCCCAGUGCUGAGCUGAGGAGCUUGGAGGAAGGGAAGGCCAGCUGUCCUGCUGCUUGUUGCUGCUAGCUGAGACAGUAUGAACUCUGCAGCCCCGAUUUUCAGCCUCUUCCUCCCGGCUGGAGGUGAUUUAAGCUUGUUGGAUUUAUAUAACAUUGGGAAACGGUAAACUGUGUAAAUUUGCUAUGUUUUCCAGGGACAGUUAUUUAUGGAGAGGCAUUUUUAACUCAAGUGUAGAAGUGUUAAAUCAUUAUAAUAAAUUCAUGCUAUUCA
Molecule: messenger RNA, 9138 nt
Organism: Canis lupus familiaris (dog)
Lineage: Eukaryota; Metazoa; Chordata; Mammalia; Carnivora; Canidae
Product: KIAA1328
Exons: 12
Coding region: 1954-3849 (631 amino acids)
Source: RefSeq, a predicted model, not a curated record